CUCAGCUGCUACAUCAUCCACGUCUUUGGAGCCUUACCACACCUCGAGAUACGAGUGACACCUCCUUACCCACCUACCUGAGCUGGACUAGCAAGUGCAUCCAUCUCUCUACCACGAGCCGGAAGAUACAGCUAGCGUCGAGGAAGCACGCAGCAACUGCCCUCCACACCACUCCACUUCACUCCCCUCGACUCCACCUCAUCUAGCGCUAACCCUCGCAACAUGCCCCCAUCCGUCUACGAGACGCACUGUAAAGGUGCUGGUGGUCUACCCACCACCCCCAUCUGGGGUCUUCUCCGUCGUCGCUACUGGCAAUACUUCUCCGAUCAUGCACGCUAUCGCUCUCUCCCUCCCCGUGUGGACCUACGAGGGAAAACCGUCAUCGUCAGCGGUUCCAAUAGCGGAAUUGGUAAAGAAGCCGCCUUCGUCUUUGCUCAAUGGGGUGCAACAGUCAUUCUUGCCUGUCGAGAUCCACCACCAUAUGAGCAGCACCCAAAGGACGCUAUUGCCGACCUUUUAGCACGGGACUCUUCCAUUUCUUCGGAACAAUUCGAAUGGUGGGAAGUCGACUUUGGGAAACUCGAUAGCGUGAGAGCUUUUGGACGCAAAUGGCGUCAGAGUGGAAGGAUCUGUGAUGUACUUGCUAAUAAUGCUGGUGUGGGUGGAGCUUCGGAGAGAAUUGUUACAAAGGACGGGUUUGAAUUGGUGAACCAGAUCAACUUUAUGGCACAUUGUUUGCUUACGCUUUAUGUGCUGCCUAGCAUGAAGAAGUCCGCCGCUCCACGCAUCGUCAACACCACCUCCAUCUUCCACUUCGGCGGUGUCCUAGACUUUUCCGACUUUAACAACGAGCGAGCUACCUCUCGAGGUCUCCACGGUGUUCAACUCUACUGCAAUGCCAAGCUCCGUCUCCAAGUCUGGACCGUCGAACUUCAACGUCGCUUGAGUCGAUCGGAUGAAUUCAGACAUGUCAUCGCCCAUGGUGUUCAUCCUGGUUUUGUCAAGAGUAACCUGUGGAACUCACCAACGAUUAGAGCUUUACCUACUAUUCUAGUCAAAGGACUCGACUUGUUGAUGGCAUUAAUCAGUGUAACUAGUCAGCAAGGAAGUCUAGCCAUCUUGCACGCUGCAUUGCGUACCGACUUGGGAUUGCCAAAGGAGUACAUUCGAACUUCUUCUGCCCUCAGCGGAAAGGAAGAGGAAAAGUCUUCCCUCCCUCUUCCCAUCCCAAGCGGAUUAAGCGCCAGUAUCGGUGGUCAAUUCAUCAACCGUACCCAUGCCGGUUUCACCCAUCGACCAGAAUGUGAUGAUCCACUCAUCCGGGCCAGACUAUGGCAGAGGGUUCUGGAAGAUCUCAAGUUGAAUACUACCACUAGUGGAGGAGAUACUUCUAAUGCUAGUGCUAGUUUGAGGAGACAGAGAGAUCCAGAUGGAUUGACGGAGGGAUUGCCUGAGCAUCCACAGGGAGUGGCGCUCAUUGAGAAGGCUUGAUAUGGGGGUGUGGGUGGGGUAGAGGGCGAGAGGAGGGAGGGAGCAGACAAGGGGAGGGGAGAGACGACGCUACGUG
Messenger RNA from Microstroma glucosiphilum, 1567 nucleotides. RefSeq names its product NAD(P)-binding protein. Lineage: Eukaryota; Fungi; Basidiomycota; Exobasidiomycetes; Microstromatales; Microstromataceae. The record is from RefSeq and is a predicted model, not a curated record. Bases 223 to 1491 code for a protein of 422 amino acids. The transcript has 2 exons.